GACGCGCCUAUGUCCCUUGCGAGGUGGUGCUCUAUAAGAGUGAUAUAUAAAGAGCAGUGGCUUGCAGGAUGUGGGUUAGUGUAGUAGUACAUAAACUAGUACAACCGUCAAGAUCACCGGGCUGGCGCGGCCCGCGCAGAAAGAGAGCUCUCUAAGUUGAACCUCUCUAUGCAAGUAAACACACUUGUGGAACACAAUGGAAAAAAACUCGAGAAACCAUGCAGUGGAGCUAUCCAGUGUAUCGACGCCGCGCUCCGGGGAGGCCACAGGCUCGCAUCAGCGGGAAGGCCAAAACAAAAGGCAAAACAAAUUGCUACCUUUUUCCAUUGAGGCCAUCUUGAGUGCACCACAUCCCAAGAAGAACCGUGUAGCGUGCGCGCGACCACCGAGGCAAGACCCGUGUGUCACACAAGUGGGAAAACCCGACGCUCUCUCCACUCUAGAGACCUUUACUAGCGCAACUUUACAAGACGCGGGGGCUGGGAAAGUAAAAACGAAACGCGCGACCAUGACGUUGGAGCAGAAACUCGAAGCGAUACAAGCAAGGCUGAGCCAACGAAAGCGGAGAAAACCACGAACAUGCUUUACAAACCGACAAAUUAUUGAACUUGAAAGAAGGUUUAUGUAUCAAAAGUACUUGUCACCUUCAGAUAGAGACGAUAUAGCUAUGGCGCUAGGGCUGCCAGGAGCCCAAAUCAUAACCUGGUUUCAAAACCGACGCGCAAAGAUGCGGCGAGACGUGGAAGAGCUCAAAUCGGACGUGAAGGCGUCGAGCAUUCUUAGCUCCGAAGAAGUCAGCAAACUUUGCGAAGACUUGGAGAUUUAGCUAUUGUUUAAGAUAGCAAUUAUUUGUUAAUAUCAAUUGAAAGAAAGACUUCCUAUGGAGUUGAUUCCUACCUACCAUUUCAACCCUUAAAGGAAGACAUGAAAGCGCGGGUCCCGUGCGAACUCGUCGUGCAAACUUUCAAGUAAGAGACUAUAUUUAUAAAGCAUUUACAUUACAUUCGUUUUCUUGGAAAUUAUAAAUACAAGACUGUACAUGUACAGAGUCGGGUACAAUGAUCAACUUCAAACCAUUGUUGUUCAGAUUUGUGAAAAGUACUUAUUUAAUUAGCGAGAUAUAUAUAUAUAUAUACAUCCAUUUCAACCAAGUUAUAGUCAUACGCCUUCUACUGUGCAAGAAAAAGGGACCAUGGGCAAACUAGAACGGUUCUUCUGAUAUAUAUUUUGUUCGUGCGUUUUCCUCGUCGACACUAUAGUAAAUUGAAUUAGGACCUAAUUCCUUAAACUAAAUCGUAAAUCUUUCUAAGCUAUCACAGGGGGACAUCAAGCACUCCCGUGGCACAGCGCUUGGAAUAACUUGUUUGAUUUAUGAUUAUCAAAUCAACUUUUGUUAGCUGUACGCGCAUACAAGUCACUCAUAUGAUGAAUUUAUUUGUUCCGUUCAUGUACUUUUACAAGAUUUGCCAGGAAACAUUGAUUUUAGGGUCUCGAAAUUUGUAAAAGAGGUAUCACGUAGAGGUAUCACGUAGAGGUAUCUCGUAGAGCGCUACACUCGAAACGAUGCGAAUAAAACAUCCCAUUCAAACUGCA
Nematostella vectensis (starlet sea anemone) is the source of this 1593-nucleotide messenger RNA. RefSeq names its product transcription factor LBX2. NCBI's taxonomy places the organism in Eukaryota, Metazoa, Cnidaria, Anthozoa, Actiniaria, Edwardsiidae. The transcript has 2 exons. Gene Ontology annotation, molecular function: DNA binding; DNA-binding transcription factor activity, RNA polymerase II-specific. The record is from RefSeq and is a predicted model, not a curated record. Bases 197 to 826 code for a protein of 209 amino acids. Gene Ontology annotation, biological process: regulation of DNA-templated transcription.